AUGGCACGUAUUACAGUAGAAGAUUGUCUCGAAAGAGUCGAAAACAGAUUUCAACUCGUUCUAAUCGCGACGAAACGAGCGCGGCAACUCGCCGGUGGCGCUGCACCGCUGGUUGACAGAGACAAUGACAAGAAUACCGUAAUUGCAUUACGUGAGAUUGCUGAGGGACAUAUUACUGCCAGCAUUCUCGACGAAGAUGAUGAUCCUAUCAUGUCAAUACCUUUUGAAUUUCAAUCUGGCGAUCUAGGACUGACGAGAGAAGAAGAACUUCAAGCAGCGAAUGCAGAAAACCAACCCGCGGAACAAGUCGUCGAGCAGUAG
Geodia barretti is the source of this 321-nucleotide messenger RNA. The record is from the annotation of a GenBank genome assembly. NCBI's taxonomy places the organism in Eukaryota, Metazoa, Porifera, Demospongiae, Tetractinellida, Geodiidae.